UCUCUUCCUCUUCCUUCACUCGCUGUGACGCUGUUUGCUAGCUAGCUAGCUCGUGCUGUGCCUGUGCGUGUAUAUAUAUAUAUGCAUCCUGCCCCCACCCCUUUUACCUCUCCCCACACUCCUCUGCACGGAAGAAUCGGUCGAUCCAUCGGUGCUUUUAUCGAUCUCGUCGGAGCAACCGAUCGAUCUCACCAACCACCGCGCUCGAUCGAGAGCUAGAGAUCGAGAGUAGCUGCCGGCCGGCCGGAGCGGAAGAGGCCGGAGGCGGUGGCAUGGGGCGGCCGCCGUGCUGCGACAAGGUGGGCGUGAAGAAAGGGCCGUGGACCCCCGAGGAGGACCUCAUGCUCGUCUCCUAUGUCCAGGAGCACGGCCCCGGCAACUGGCGCGCCGUGCCGACCAACACCGGUCUGAUGCGGUGCAGCAAGAGCUGCCGGUUGCGGUGGACGAACUACCUCCGGCCGGGAAUCAAGCGCGGCAACUUCACCGAUCAGGAGGAGAAGCUCAUCAUCCACCUCCAGGCUCUCCUUGGCAACAGGUGGGCGGCGAUAGCGUCCUACUUGCCGGAGAGGACGGACAACGAUAUCAAGAACUACUGGAACACGCACCUCAAGAAGAAGCUGAAGAAGAUGCAGGCCGGCGAAGGGGACGGCGGAGAGGACGGCGGAGCAGCAGGUGCCUCGGAGGGCGGCGCCGGCGCCGGCGCCACCGCAGGCGGGGGAGGGAAGCGCCCGGCCGUGCCCAAGGGGCAGUGGGAGCGGCGGCUGCAGACCGACAUCCACACGGCGCGGCAGGCCCUGCGCGACGCGCUCUCGCUGGAGCCUUCGGCGCAGCCGCUGGCGCCGGCGAAGGUGGAGCCUCUGCCGACGACUCCGCCGGGGUGCACGACGUACGCGUCUAGCGCCGAGAACAUCGCGCGGCUGCUGGAGGGGUGGCUGCGCCCCGGCGGCGGCGGGGGCAAGGGGCCGGAGGCGUCGGGUUCGACGUCGACGACGGCCACGACGCAGCAGCGGCCGCAGUGCUCCGGUGAGGGCGCCGCGUCCGCGUCGGCGAGCCACAGUGGUGGGGCGGCCGCGAACACGGCGGCGCAGACCCCCGAGUGCUCGACGGAGACCAGCAAGAUGGCCGGCGCGGCUGGCUCCGCGCCGCCGGCGUUCUCGAUGCUGGAGAGCUGGCUGCUCGACGACGGCGGCAUGGGGCACGGCGAGGUGGGGCUCAUGACCGACGUGGUGCCAUUAGGGGACCCCAGUGAGUUCUUUUAAUUAAGGCCGCUGUACAAGUACAACCAAAAGCAAAUUAAUCAAGUAGAGAUGUGCAAGAACAAAAAGAAGAAAUUAAUCGCCGAGUUAGGUAAUAACUAGUUAAGCAGAAAUCGAACAAACUAAAAUGUCUUUGAAUUCUCGGUGAUUUGGAUCGAGUUGGAUGUCGAUCGAUCUAGUUUGUUUUACUCCCUUCUUUUAAUUUUUUUUUCGCUGUUGUUUCUCUGAUGUUAAUUAGGGUUUGGAACUGAUCAUGUAAGCUUAUACUAAUGACAGGUUCCUAAAUGGACCAUGCAUGAGAGUGGCCGAUAGUAGAAAGAAGUGUACAUCUUAUAAAUUUAAAGAACUAUAUAUAUUUAGAUGUUAUAA
Sorghum bicolor (sorghum) is the source of this 1625-nucleotide messenger RNA. RefSeq names its product myb-related protein 306. Lineage: Eukaryota; Viridiplantae; Streptophyta; Magnoliopsida; Poales; Poaceae. Gene Ontology annotation, biological process: response to auxin. The record is from RefSeq and is a predicted model, not a curated record. The coding region runs from base 273 to 1259 and encodes 328 amino acids. The transcript has 3 exons.